AUGAGGUGGCUUCACCCCAACUCUUCCUGCUCCAUCAGCCAGGCAAGUGUGAAUCAUUCUGACACAGACCAGGAGCACAGGGCCUGGGCAGGACUUCUGAUAAGCCAGCCAGUCCAGGCAGAGUGCUCAUCCGUUAGCUUCUCCAUCUCCAAUACCAUUGUCCCUCUGGCCUGCCUGUUGCUGGACUACCUGCCUGAUCGUCAGGAAGAGUUUGGCCUUUCUGGAGGACUCCAGUUUGACACAGUUCUUCUCUUUCCUAGUGGUCACCAAGAGUGGCAAGAAAAGGAAGAAAGCCCUGAGUUGGGAGGGACCAGGAUGCCUGACCGGGACAGCUAUGCCAACGGCACUGGGAGCAGCAGUGGAGGCCCUGGAGGCGGUGGCAGCGAGGAGGCCAGUGGGACAGGGGCAGGCAGUGGCGGGGCCAGCUCAGAUGCCAUCUGUAGAGACUUCCUGAGGAAUGUGUGCAAGCGAGGGAAGCGUUGCCGCUAUCGCCAUCCAGACAUGAGUGAGGUGUCCAACUUGGGGGUAAGCAAAAACGAGUUCAUCUUCUGCCAUGACUUCCAGAACAAGGAGUGUAGCCGCCCUAACUGCCGAUUCAUCCAUGGCUCCAAGGAGGAUGAGGAUGGCUAUAAAAAGACAGGAGAGCUGCCCCCUCGGCUGAGGCAGAAAGUGGCAGCCGGCCUAGGCCUGUCACCAGCUGAUCUACCAAAUGGGAAGGAGGAGGUCCCAAUCUGCCGUGACUUUCUCAAGGGUGACUGCCAGAGAGGAGCCAAGUGCAAGUUCCGUCACCUGCAACGGGAUUUUGAGUUUGAUGCUCGGGGUGGAGGCGGCACUGGUGGUGGGGGUUCAACAGGCCCCAUUCCCCCAGGACGACGUCAUGAUCUCUAUGAUAUUUAUGACCUCCCUGACAGGGGCUUUGAGGACCAUGAACCAGGCCCCAAGCGCCGGCGAGGUGGAUGCUGCCCCCAAGAUGGUCCCCAUUUUGAAUCCUAUGACUACAGCCUGGCUCCACCCCGAGGGGUGGAGUGCAGACUGCUAGAGGAGGAGAAUGCCAUGCUCAGGAAGCGGGUAGAGGAGCUCAAGAAGCAGGUCAGCAACCUGCUGGCUACCAAUGAAGUACUGCUGGAACAAAAUGCGCAGUUCCGCAAUCAGGCCAAGGUCAUGACCCUGAGCUCCACUGCACCAGCAACUGAACAGACUCUGGCCCCCACCGUGGGUACUGUUGCCACUUUUAACCAUGGCAUUGCCCAGACUCACACUACUCUCAGCAGCCAGGCUCUGCAGCCUCGCCCUGUGUCCCAGCAAGAACUGGUGGCCCCUGCUGGAGCUCCGGCUGCUCCCCCAACUAAUGCUGCACCUCCUGCUGCCCCACCACCCCCACCCCCACACUUGAACCCAGAGAUCGCACCACUGUCAGCUGCUCUGGCUCAAACAAUUGCCCAGGGAAUGGCACCCCCACCUGUAUCCAUGGCUCCUGUGGCUGUAUCAGUGGCUCCUGUGGCCCCCGUGGCUGUAUCGAUGGCCCAACCCUUGGCAGGAAUCACAAUGAGCCACACCACCACCCCCAUGGUGACUUACCCCAUCGCUUCCCAGAGCAUGCGAAUCACAGCUAUGCCACACUGAUGGGGCUAAUGGACACUCCCCUGGUGUAGUCUCCCAGGGCUGGAGUUGAGGGGCCUUCACCCACUCGCCUAGUCCUCCAGAGCCCUGUCCAAAGGGCUCACUCAUGAACUAGGAUGAGAGACUGCGAGGAGUUUGCUUCUGAGAAGGGAUUGGGUUGGUGUGUUUCCUCCCACCUGCCUUUUAUGAGGCUCCUCUUGUCCAUCUUCCUUCAAGCCUCACGGGCUUGCGUAGGAGUGCAGACUGAAGGCCACAGACGAAGGACUGACUGAGGGGCAUGUGUCCUCUGAUGGGAAUUUGGGGGACAUCCUUGGUCUUGUCCUCUUUUCUGCACAGCACAGGUUCCAGCACUGGCUUUGGAAGAAAAAAAUACCCUGCCCAGAGGGGAAGCCAGAAAAGAAUAGGAAGUGGGUGGCCAGGAGAGAAGGCCUGUUAGGAGCCUUCAUACAGUUUGGGGCCUAGUUGAGUUGGACAAUACAGGAACUGCUCCUGGGCCCGUGGGAAGAUGGGGACCAUAGUACUCCAGCCCAAAGACUAGGGGAGGCAUUCAUUACCUUGGCUUGACCUGGACAUCCAGAGGGCAGGGCCAACCACGUUCCAAAGAAAUAAAAAAAAGUUAUUUUUGACAAAGGAGGCAGUGAAAACUUGCUUAGAUAUUCUGUGUGGAAGAUGGGAGCAGUAAAUAGAUGUCAUGCCAAAAUGGAAUAAAGACCCCACUCUCACAUAGCUUGGGUGAGGAUGGAUGAAGGCCAGUGAAGAAGGGUAAGGGCCCAGAGAAAGAUCAGAUGGGGCUUCAGGGAAGGUACUUUGUGGGGUAAAACCAUUGGAGCCACCUUGUCUAGUUUAAAAAUAGUCCCAUCCAUUCUGGUUUCUAUCUGCAUGUACUAUUCCCAGGUUGCCUUAGUAACCAGGGUUCCCAGGGUCAUUUGGAGGGGCAGGUACUAAGGAGGGUGGAUGUGCUGGGAAAUGGGAUUGGGAUAUGUGUCGACAGAUCCUUCCCUUAUUCAAACACAGCAGGGCAGGUGGCAGUUCCUCUCUCAGUUGUUGACAGCAACAUCCCUCCUACCGCAUCCUUUUCUCAGUUCCCAGUGCCUUAAGCCUUUAAGGCUUAAGAGGUGCUGGGGAAAGGAGAGUUCUUCUGGGGACACAAACCUCGGGGUUCAUCCCUUACUUUCCUCUGCUUCCACAUAGGACCACAGAGGUUUUACAUCCAGUUAAGAGUCAGUAAAGCCAAGGGUCCCAGUAGCCAAACCUCAGUUCCUCCUCAGCUCGUGGCUGAUGUAGGGGAAACAACUCAGGGGAACAGUCUAAUGGGACAGUGGAUUUGGGGGUGGAGAAAGUGAUCCUGGUUUAUUCUUCCCCCAUCAUAUCUCGUGCUACCUCUUGCUCUUGUUUGGUUGAUCAUUCAGUAUACACCUGGGAUUGGAGAUGGUGGGCUAAGUCAAGGCCAGUCAUUUUAAAAAAGGGGAGGGGGUGCAAAAGACUGAAGAUGGGCAAAUACUGAAAUAUUGUUUGUGGAUUCUAGAAGCCACACAUUGAUAAGCUUAAUGUUGAUUUUCUGAUAUAAUUCUGGAUUAUUAAAGAGAUGGUUUAUGAGCAUUUAGACAAAUGUGAUCAUAGAUACCAACAUUAAUUCGUCCUAGCCAAACUCUGACGAGCUAACUUUUAUUUUUUUUGCCAAGUAUCUCUAAAGAGGUAGAUUUGGGAAACUGUAGAUGUUGUAUGUAUUUUUUAAUGUGUUCCAGCUAAAGACCACCAAGAAUAUACCUACAGUUGAGUGAGUUGGAUGGAUUUUACACCGUUUGUGAUGAUGGAGAGAGGACACUAUGUGCAACUAUUGUGUGUCUUGCAAGAGAAUGUUAGAAAGGACCUAUAGGACUUGGACUUACAUUGAAUUUGGAGAAGGUUCAAGGAAAUAGAGCUUCACUCUAAACUGGGUGCUAUUAGGGAAGCAGGGAAAAUUCAAUGAUUGGGUAUCUUAUCUAGAAAAAGGACAGACUAAAGUGAAGCUGAAACUGCAAUAAGUAAUGAAGCAGUAGUCACUCAUUAGCUGGGAGAGGGGGAUGUUUGCAGUUUAAGGUUUGCACACUGACCUUGUUUAGCCCUUAAACAAAAUUGUGAUCUUGGUUUUUGUUUUGUUUUUUUGACUCCCUUCAUCACAAUCACUGAGUGCCCUUGUCUCAUGUUGGUGUUUCGUGAGAUUGUGUCCAACAGUACCUGUGAACUAGGGUCAGCCCCCUAAUAAUUCGAAAGGCCAGCUGUGUCAGGCCAUUUCCCAGAUGUCAGAAACUGCUUUCCUCUUUCUCACCUAAGUCAUUGCAGAUAGAAUAAUUAUGGGUCAGUUAAUAGUUUGAUGAAAUCAAAACUGAAAGUUUGUGCCUAGUAAAUGUUGAUGAGCACAUUCAUGUUAGAGAUAUACCCAAGGGCUAUAUUUUUUUCAUUGUAUAAAAAUAUGAAAAGCCUACUCACCAAUAUAACACAAAAAAAUACUAAGUAAUACUGGAAAUGUCGGUAACUUGGAUUGACUAAUGUGAAGGGUCGAUUUCAAUCGACUCUGCCCCUAAAAAUUACUUGAACCUGCCUGAGAAACAAAUGUAGCGACUUGCCUGGUGGCUCAGACAGUAAAGCAUCUGUCUACAAUGCGGGAGACCUGGGUUCGAUCCCUGGGUUGGGAAGCUUCCUGGAGAAGGAAAAGGCAACCCACUCCAGUACUCUUGCUUAGAAAAUCCCAUGGAUGGAGGAGCCUGGUGUCCAUGGGGUCGCAAAGAGUUGGACACGACUGAGCGACUUCACUUUCACUUUCAUAUUAGCAAUAAUUCACAUGAGAACAACAUGGGACUUCCAACUGGCUGCAAAAAAAUUAAAAUAUUAUUCUUCAUAA
Messenger RNA from Bubalus bubalis (water buffalo), 4501 nucleotides. It is a transcript of the gene ZC3H10, whose product is annotated as zinc finger CCCH-type containing 10. The transcript has a single exon. Bases 1 to 1623 code for a protein of 540 amino acids. Gene Ontology annotation, molecular function: metal ion binding. The record is from RefSeq and is a predicted model, not a curated record. NCBI's taxonomy places the organism in Eukaryota, Metazoa, Chordata, Mammalia, Artiodactyla, Bovidae.